Messenger RNA from Cladocopium goreaui, 1275 nucleotides. The record is from the annotation of a GenBank genome assembly. Lineage: Eukaryota; Dinophyceae; Suessiales; Symbiodiniaceae.
AUGGCUGCCUUCGUAGCAACCAAUGUGUGGAAACACGGGGUGCAAGAGGCCGCGAUCCCCAGCCCUGCAAGAAGCCAGGUUCCGCCUGGCCAGACUGCUUCGACUGCUUCGACGGCUUCGACCGCUUCCUUCGCCAAGCCAUUGCUAGCGCUGGGUGUGGCAGCGCGUGUUGCCACACGCAGAAAGAAGGUGAAAUGCAACGCCAUGAGUCGCCGGGAUUUGCUGGCUGCUGCCCCUGCAGCAGUGGCGCCUGUGAUGCCACCCGCACAAGCCGCACAAGCCACACAGGCCCUGCAAGUGCCGAAUUUUGGUGUCGGCGCCUGGGCCUGGGGCGACCGCCUCUUCUGGGGCUACAACGAAAAGCAGGACCAGGAGCUACGAGAAGGUUUCGACGCCUGCAUCAAGGGCGGUGUGAAGCUCUUCGAUACUGCGGAGAUCUACGGCCCAGGGCGCAGUGAGGAACUGCUGGGAACAUUCCUGCGAGAAAGUGGCGCAAAGGACGUCCAGGUCGCGACAAAGUUUGCGGCCUUUCCAUGGAAGCUGGAUCGACAAGAUGUGGUGAAAGCGUGCAAAGGCUCCCUUGAGCGUUUGGGAAUGGAUUCCAUUGACAUCUACCAGAUUCACUUCCCGUCAGUUUGGAAGAAUGAGGUCUUCUGGGACGGCCUCGGUGAUUGCUAUGAGCAGGGCUUGGUGAAAGCCGUUGGCGUUUCCAACUAUGGUAGUUCAGCAGUCCGUGCCAUCAGCAAGACCUUGGGUGAACGAGGGAUCCCAUUGACAUCCAAUCAGAUCCAGUAUAGCCUGCUGUAUCGGUACCCAGAGUUGAAUGGAAUGAAAGAAACCUGCGACGAGUUGGGCGUGAAGAUUCUGGCGUACAGCCCUUUGGCCUUGGGUGCUCUGACAGGGAAGUGGACCCCAAGCACUCCGCCAUCUGGUCCACGUGCUGCCAUCUCUGACAAGCUGCAGAAAGACGCCGCAUGGCCUGGACUGCUGGAUGCCAUGAAAGACGUGGCGCAGCAGCAUGGUCCAGAGACGACGCUGUCGCAAGCGGCCAUCGCUUGGUGCAUCGCCAAGGGCACCACACCCAUCCCCGGGGUCCGCAACGUGCGCCAGGCCCAGGACAACAUCAGAGCCACUCAGCUGAAGCUCUCUGCGAACGAAGUCCAGGCGCUGGAUUCAGCAGCAGCGAAAGUCAGUGGUUUCCUGAGUCCGGAGGCCAGCCCUUUCAAUAGCCUGAGCCGAUCGAUGGACACCAAGCAAGCUAUGUAUGAAGCCUGA